GUCGUAUUUGCUGUAGUUGAGGUUGUGUUGGUAUGCUAUGGUGAUGGCACAAUCGUUAUACACCUCCGCGAUCAGGGACUGCAAAUUAGUGCAGGGUACUCCCUACACAGCUGUGCCUCCACGGAGCAGACUCCGACGUGGACCCUGGCCGGUCAAAGCGCUACCAAACUUGGCGAGGCAACAGGCUUUUGCUGACGAAUAUGCUCCAUCUAUACUAGCAUCUAAGCAAGACGAUGGUCCACUACUGGUUGUCAUUGGAGAACUCAGAGAUUUCGCUCCCGAAUGUGGUGGCGGGCGUCUGUGGAAAAUUGGCAGGGACUGAG
Messenger RNA from Aspergillus neoniger CBS 115656, 323 nucleotides. RefSeq lists its product as uncharacterized. The transcript has a single exon. Bases 38 to 322 code for a protein of 94 amino acids. NCBI's taxonomy places the organism in Eukaryota, Fungi, Ascomycota, Eurotiomycetes, Eurotiales, Aspergillaceae. The record is from RefSeq and is a predicted model, not a curated record.